UGCAGAACAGAGCUCAGAGCCCCCCCUUCGCGUAAAGCUCGGCUCAUAAGGAGGCAGCCCAUUCACGGCUCAAGUGCGAACGCACUUUUUUAAAUCAAGGACGCGCGUUCGUAUCUCGUGCUGCAAUGUUUUUGACAAAAUGGAGUACGUUGGUGAUCAUUGUGCUAGGACAUCACGACUGUGAUGGGUGGAGAAUGCAUUCAAGCCCUCCUUUCAACCAUCCACGCCGAAGCGACCUCGCUAUAAGCCGGCAUCCCCAUCCACCGGCCGUUCCACCUCGUCUCAAUGUGCCAGCGGCUAGCUGGCCUUCAUUGUUGACCCAGUGGUUCGGUCCCGGGCAUACCGAGGUUGCCAAGUCGCCGCAGCGGAUUUCUCGCCCAUUCAUGAAGCCCACCGUUGGUCACACCACAGAAGCUCACAUACCUGCGCGAAGUCCGAGCUUGCCCACUUCAAAUCAUACCAUACGCCUUCGAGGUGGAAGGUUGCCACACGAAGGCUUCCUUGAAAUGAAAAUCACUGGGAAGUGGCAGUCACUCUGUGGUGACGCUUGGAACCAACGAGUGACAGCAAUGGCGUGCGCCGAAAUGGGCUUCACCAGAGGCGGAGAAUACAUGCAAAGAAAAUAUCCCUGGCUGACGGCUCGACAAGGAUUCGACGUGGACUGUCCGAAGGAGGUGAACAAGAUGGCACACUGCGCCGUUCGUCGAAUUAUGUGCACCAGCACGCGUCGAAUCAGGAUUUCAUGCCACCGCGAUCCCGCAUCCGCUUGCAAUCCGGGAGAGCAUCCCUUCCAGGGCAUGUGUCACCUAGUGGUGGGGACACCGAGUCUGUCGCACGCGGAAGCCAAGUUGUUUUGCAAAUCGAGAGGCUCUCGGCUUCUCGGCAUCAAUUCCAAUGUCAAGAAGAACUUCGUAUCCGAAUUGCUGCUGGCCCUUCACAAAGGACUUGACCGCUGGCACACUGACGGCGUUCGCGUCAACGGCGUCUGGAUGUGGGAGGCGACAAAGCAAGUGUUGACAGCAGACCGGCCAUGGCAACUCCGCGGUGCAAUUCCCCCAGUGCCAGAGUGCCUCAUUCUGGAAAGAGUCUUCCAAAAAAGCUCCCGCGGAGCAUUGCUCAACGACGCCCGCCACAGGUGGAACACGGUCCACUGUUCAGAGAGGCUGCCAUUUAUAUGCGAGAGAGCGGCCUUUCCCAUAGGUUGUCGUAAACCUGACGGCGUAUACUUUGGCUCAGCGAACGUUACGGAAACUGGAAAGCCUUGUAUGCGCUGGGGAAAUCCUCGCAAUGCCCAUUUUGUGAGCAGACACUAUCCACAGUCGUACCAAGAAAUGAAACGGCACAACCACUGCCGUUCUCCAGACGGUGACGAUACGCCUUGGUGUUUCGUGAACGAAUCUGACUACGAACACUGCGAUAUUCCGGAAUGCUCGAAAGUUCAAAGCCCAAGUGUUGCCAUCGUGCUGAUGAAAUGUGCUGAGAACGAGUUUCAGUGUAGCCCUGACCAAUGCAUUCGAAAAGAGUGGAUCUGUGACGAGGACAUUGACUGCCAUAAUGGAAGAGACGAAGCGAACUGCGAUCGUCUCCUCGAAAUGUUCCAGCGGACGCCUAUGACUAGAAUGAGCAGUUACGAGUCCGCAAGGUAUUUUUCUGUGAGCGUCACAAAGUGCGCGGCCAAGUGCGUCAACACAGCGGCCUUCACCUGCCGUUCGUUCAGCUACAUGGCGUCCGGCAGCCUGUGUAUACUCAGCGACCGCAACGUGGCUCAGACGGGCUCGCUUGUGGCCGACCCUCGGUUUGAUUAUUACGAGAGCACUACCCACUCCGGCAACUGCACCGGCAUGUUCCGCUGUCGCAACGGCAAAUGUAUCGAACGACAACUACUCUGCGACAUCGCCAAUGACUGUGGCGACAGGUCGGACGAAACAAACUGCGUGACCCGGAUGGACUUUCAGGUGCGCCUCCGAGGUGGACCCCGAACCUUUCUACCGCAGGCCGAAGGCCGCGUUGAGGUUAAAGUCCACGACCAGUGGGGUCUCGUCUGCGACGACAACUGGGAUGCCGAGGCAGCCAACGUUGUGUGCAGGGAGCUCGGCUUCCCGUUGGGUGCCAUUGAAGCAACCAAGGAAUCGCAGCAUGGUCUUCCUCCCGAGGACAUCGUCGCUCAAAUAUUUAUGGAUGACGUUCUGUGCGUUGGGAACGAAACGUCGCUGGCGCACUGCUCCUUCCCUGGGUGGAAAAAGCACAACUGUUUCGCCAACGAGACGGCGGGAGUGCGAUGCAGAACCAAAGCUUGCGGGCAGUCAGAGCUGGAGUGUUCCGGAGCCUGCAUCCCUUACUACCUCGUGUGCAACGAGCAGAGAGACUGCGCCGACGGCGCGGACGAGGAGUUCGAGUGUGAAAGUAAGCUGGCAGUCCGGCUGAUGGGAGGACCCCACCCGCUCUCGGGGAGGCUGGAGCUGAGCAGACACGGCAUCUGGGGCACGGUCUGCGGCGACGGCUUCGGGCCAGCGGAGGCUCGCGUGGCCUGCGCCAUGAUGGGCGUAGCUAACGCCAGCGCUACCGUGCUUCCCAGCCUUGCCUACGGCCCUGGCAGAGGUCCCAUCUGGCUGGCCGACGUGCGUUGUUUCGGCACGGAGAGGUCUCUGGAAGAAUGUCGCAGCAACCUUUGGGGACACAGUGACUGCAACCACGACAAGGACGUGGCAAUCACGUGCAGCACGGACCACGUCGAGCCGACGGCGCCAAGCAUCGCUUCAUAUAGAGACAUCUGCGGAAUGCCAAAGUACCAGCCACGGAUGGACCAGGCAUCGGUGUUGUUCCAGUAUCAUGCGAACAAGAACAACAGGAUUAUGCCCCGGAACUUCAACUCAGCCAGGUCGCAGAGUAGACGCAUCAGCGGGCGCAUCGUUGACGGUAUACCAGCCCACUACGGCGCGCACCCGUGGUUGGUGGACGUGCGACUGCGGGACCUUUCAGGCGAAACACUGCACUGGUGCGGAGGCACCAUUCUGACCCCGGACUUCAUUCUGACUGCUGCCCAUUGUUUCAAGUUUUCCCCGAAUGUGUCUCAACUGGUCGUGCGCGUCGGACAGUACAAGUUGUACGCACCCGACCCUUACGAGCUCGAGUUCCAAGUUGAAGCCAUGCGCGUGCACAAAGAUUUCAAUCCAGACACUUUCUACAACGACAUCUGCCUGCUGAAAAUUCGCACCACGGAGGAACACAGGAUGCGAUUCAAUGAGUACGUCAAGCCCGUGUGCCUACCGACGAAGCAAGACAGCUACGUCGGCGGCAGCUACUGCAUCAUCGCCGGCUGGGGAAAGACGUUCACCACUCAACGAAGGCAACCUCGAAUUUGA
This is a messenger RNA of Dermacentor silvarum, 3362 nucleotides long. RefSeq names its product neurotrypsin-like. The coding region runs from base 126 to 3362 and encodes 1078 amino acids. Gene Ontology annotation, biological process: proteolysis. NCBI's taxonomy places the organism in Eukaryota, Metazoa, Arthropoda, Arachnida, Ixodida, Ixodidae. Gene Ontology annotation, cellular component: membrane. Gene Ontology annotation, molecular function: serine-type endopeptidase activity; protein binding. The record is from RefSeq and is a predicted model, not a curated record. The transcript has 25 exons.